GGACUGACGAACGUGGCAUCGGUAUGAAGGUGUACAACUUUUUGACCGUAGCGUUGGAGAUAGCAGUGCUCUACGUGAAGAUGACAGCUAUGUGGAUCUACUGUAUCUACGAGUUCUUCGUGCCUCCAGAACCUAAGAGCGUCAAGGGAGAAAUCAUACUUAUUACAGGUUCCGGUCAUGGUAUGGGUCGGGAGACAGCACUGCGACUCGGAAACUUGGGCGGAAUUGUCAUAUGCGUCGAUAUCAACGCUGAAAACAAUCAAGAGACCGUGGAUAUGAUCAAGGAGGAUAAGGGGAAGGCACACCCAUACGUAUGUGACGUGACAGAUCGCGAGGCAGUGAACGCAUUGGCUGAGAAGGUUCGUCGCGAGGUUGGCGAGGUGACGAUGCUCGUGAACAACGCUGGGAUCAUGCCCUGCAAGCCACUGCUGCAACACUCCGAGAAAGAGAUUCGCUCCGUGUUUGAAGUUAACAUACUUGCCCACCACUGGUUGGUGCAAGCUUUUCUGCCAAGUAUGAUGGAACGUAACCAUGGUCAUAUCGUGGGUCUGUCGUCAAUGGCAGGCGUGGUGGGGCUCCGCAACCUGGUCCCGUACUGCGCCACCAAGUUCGCCGUGUGCGGGUUCAUGGAAGCUUUACACGAGGAGCUGCGAGAGGAUCCCAGAGAUUUCAGUGGUAUUAAACUGACCGUAAUAUGCCCGUUCAUAAUUGACACUGGCUUGUGCAAGAAACCGCGGGUCAAAUAUCCAAGCCUGAUAAAGAUCCUGACACCUGGUGAAGCCGCUGAUAAAAUAGUGGACGCGAUACGACGCAACUACCACGAGAUAACCAUCCCCAGCUCCCUCUACUACAUCAACCAGAUGUGCAGAACUAUGCCACGACGAGUACCUCUCUACCUGAAAGACUUCUUGGACUCUGGGCUGGAUGCUCAUUAA
Molecule: messenger RNA, 935 nt
Organism: Diatraea saccharalis (sugarcane borer)
Lineage: Eukaryota; Metazoa; Arthropoda; Insecta; Lepidoptera; Crambidae
Source: the annotation of a GenBank genome assembly